Syngnathoides biaculeatus (alligator pipefish) is the source of this 4305-nucleotide messenger RNA. RefSeq lists its product as uncharacterized. Gene Ontology annotation, biological process: G protein-coupled receptor signaling pathway; negative regulation of JUN kinase activity; protein dephosphorylation. Lineage: Eukaryota; Metazoa; Chordata; Actinopteri; Syngnathiformes; Syngnathidae. The transcript is spliced from 7 exons. The record is from RefSeq and is a predicted model, not a curated record. Gene Ontology annotation, molecular function: MAP kinase tyrosine/serine/threonine phosphatase activity; protein tyrosine/threonine phosphatase activity; G-protein beta-subunit binding. Bases 772 to 3507 code for a protein of 911 amino acids. Gene Ontology annotation, cellular component: cytosol; cytoplasm; heterotrimeric G-protein complex.
CGGGGUAAGAGAGAAACUCUUGGCGUCAACGAAAUUCCCCACCAGAGGCAAACCCGCGUUGCCUUUUUCCUUUUUGGGUCUCGCUGACUCAGACUGUCUGCUGAGCGAAAAGGCCACUCGGCCCGGCAAUUGGGUGACCGCCAUCAGAGAGAUGGCGGCUUCCGCCGUGACAAAUCUGGGUCAGCGGAACCCCCCGCCCCCACCGAAAGAGGAAAAGGAAAAACACACAAGAUGAGGACGCCAUUGACAGACGUAAACACCACAGAUCAGCAGUCCGUGGCGCCAUCCUCCACGUCAGCGAACGCUCCUUGCGAAGGCUGAAGAAUCCCGUGAGGGAUGAAGGCAAUUUGCAUCCCGUCGAGCCCCUUUCUGAUUCGGUUUCAACGAACGGGAGGUUCCUGGCAAGCGGCACUCAAAUGGAUUUGGCCCAGGGAGCAAGCGCGUCCUCCGGCGCCAGCAAUCUUCACGUCGCAGGAAUGACACGGCGGGACAAAUCGGCAUUAUCUGUCGACUCACGAAAGCGUGGAAAAACAUUCCGCAAAGGGUUUUUUUUGUUGUUGUUGUUUUUUUUUUUUGUGCCGCUCUUGGGGUCCGGCUUUACGUUUCAUAGAAAAUUGACGCUUGAAAUAUUAAAAGGCCAAUGCUGAGAAUUUGGGAAGAAAAUCAAAGUCCCAGCCGCAUUUCCAGGGUUCCCGCCUUUUUCGGGUAGUUACUAAAGUGUGCCUUGUUGUUUUUCUCCCCGUUUAGCGGCCAGCUUCCCCGCGAAGCCAGAUGCCUCCUCUCCCCCUGGACGAGCGCAUCGUUGUCAUCCAGCGGCCGAAAAAUCCGGCCUCGCGCGAGGCCGUCCCGCAUCACCCGUCGCAGAGAUCGGCCUCGUCCCGCGGGCAAAUUAGCCGCGCCCCCCGUCCUCACGUUUCUCAGCCCCCCUCUGAAUCUCUGACUCUGGAAUGCAAACGCAGGGGUUCCCGUCCGCAGAAGACCCCGGCCGACGCUUCUCUCCCGCCGCCGAGCCACCGCCACAGCAACGGAACCGCGACGCUCGGCCCGCGACUGUCGUCCCACACGCACACUAUCGACAUCAGAUUGACUCUGGACAAAGGCAGAGCGGGAAUCAGCAGCUCGCUGGGCCGUAGCGGAAGCGCUGAGGACGCGCGGGGGAAAUGCGCCCCUCCGCCUUUGCACCAGGGCGAGAGAAGAACCGGCGCUGCGGAACCGCCAGGCGGAAGCCAACGCGAAGCACAGCGCCAAGGUCAGCGGUUUCCGUCGGACUUUGCCCCUGCGCAGGUACCGCGGUGCGACCUCAGGGAUGUCAAUGAGCGGGAGAGGGCAACCUUCUGGAGUCGAGCAGACCCUCAGUUCCCUUUGCUGGAUCCCGAGCAUCCCACGUCGGGCCUCCCCUACCGGGUUAGGGUUAGGGUCCCCCGCGCGGCCAUCCUCAACUCCAACCAUCUCCCUUCCGCUCCCGCUCCCGCUCCGGGCGUCUCCUUCCUGCAGUCCGAGCAGCCUCUGGCAUCCCGCCACAGAGAUCCAGGUCCCCCGAUUCUCCUUUCGUCGUCCCGUACCCCCCGUGCAGGAGGGUUCCCCAGCCCUGACCACAGCUGCACCGUCGACUGCGGCCGCCCCUUCGGAUGUGGCUGUUGGAGGUCGGGAAGGUGCGGCGGGUCGAAAGGCCGCGCUUCCAGUAGCUCUUCCGCCUCGUUCUCCCGCGUUCAUAACGUUGGCGCUGUAAAAAAGGGGGGCAAAGAAAUGGGCCUGAGAAAUCUGGGAUGGUGUCUGUCCACCGCCUCCACGUCAACCGACAGCACUGUGUCCGAACACCGGUCGAGCCUGUUCAAGCCCCUCCGCUGCGCCUCCUGCGCGAGUGAGGCCGGACGCUUUGAGAGUCCCGCUAUCCUUGGGGAACGCGCGCUCGGGGGAUGCCUGCCUUGCGCGCCCACGUCCUCGUCGGGCCCCCUCCGGGCAAUCCACAGCUGCGUCACGGCUUGCCAUCCCAAAGGCUCCCGCGCUGGGAGCUCCAGCUGCAGCUACUGUAGCAGCGACCCCAUCGUGGUGACGUUCAACCCUCGCCGAGGUAAAGCCCCAGCGGGAAGCAUCGGAGCGCCUCCUUCGACCCCCGCCCAAGACGACGACUACGGCGUCCGCGCUAUCUGGCCCGAAGAACUGGCGCAGGAGAAUCACUGCGCCGGAAUAGGAAUGGGAGCGAUGAGGACGGGUUCUGAGAGCAAAAAAAACCAACUCCUCCGCCUGGACUGCGAAACCCUGCGGGACCACGCGGAACACGCCGGGCGGCGGGGACUUCGGCGGGACGAGACGGGCGGCCGCUCUGGACCGGGAUACGACGAGCAGCGGCGCUCGCUCAGGAGGCCUCCGCACGACGCCGACGGAGACGGAAGAGCGUCGGAGCGCAAGCCGCAAGUGCCGUAUCCUCGUCCGCCUCCUCCCGCCUCCCCUUCGCCGCCUCCGCCGUCUGCUCCCGGGACGCUCGUCAAACCCAAACCCCGGCAGAGAGAGCGGGAGGGCGGACAUUCUCUCCCGUCGGCGCGGUCCCUUCACUUGGCUCUGAACUCACUCGACAGAGAGCAGAGGGAGGAGAAGAGCAGAACGCACCUGACUCUGCCGCUCUCCUCUUCGCUGCCGGCCUCCCUGGCCGACGAGUCGGCGACCACUCCCGACGCGGAGAACGCCGCGGUCAGCGCCGUCCUGCCGUUCUUGUUCCUGGGAAACGAAAGGGACGCUCAAGAUGGAGAUCUGCUGCUGCGCCUCAACGUCGGCUACGUGGUCAACGUGACCACGCACCUUCCCCUCUACCACCUCAAAUCCGGACUACAUUACAAAAGGCUGCCGGCCACAGACAGCAGCAAGCAGAACCUUCGGCAAUACUUUGAGGAGGUUUUUGAGUUCAUUGAGGAAGCAUAUCAGAGCGGUCGGGGCGUACUGGUGCACUGCCAAGCCGGCGUGUCGCGCUCGGCGACAAUCGUCAUCGCCUACCUAAUGAAGCACACCCUCAUGACCAUGACCGACGCCUACAAAUACGUGCGCAGCCGCCGCCCUGUGGUGUCCCCGAAUCUCAACUUCAUGGGGCAGCUGUUGGAGUUUGAGAGGGACCUCAACUCCGGCGUGACCCCUCGCAUCCUGAUGCCCAAACUUGACGGCGUGGAGACCCAAGUUUCCAGCACGUCCUCAAUGCCGUGCCCCCCACCCCCCGCCCCCUCCUCUAUGUGGCAGCGGUUCUGUGCGGGCCGAGGACUUGACAAUCCUUUGCUGUGUCGGGAAUCCAGAAUGAAAGGAGACACCCCGGUGAACAGCACCAUGAGUGUCGGCCAGGCCCGGAAGCUGGUUGAGCAACUGAAGAUCGAGGCCAGCUUCUGCAGGAUAAAGGUAUCCAAGGCGGCCGCCGACCUGAUGGCGUAUUGCGACGCCCACACCUGCGACGACCCCCUCAUCAGCCCUGUGCCCACUUCGGAGAACCCCUUCAGGGAGAAGAAGUUCUUCUGCGCUCUGCUUUGAGCCCCGGCGGGGACGCUCCAUAUCCCCUUCCCGAAAAAGUACAAGUGUGCGCGUGUACCACCGACUGCGCUUCGCUGCGGUACACGGUCCGACACGCACUCCCAAAACAAAAAAAAAAAACGAGAGCCACUCAGUUGCCAGUCGAGAAGAGUUGCCGGGUUAGAAAAGAAAAUGAAAAUGUAAACAAAACAAAAAAAAAAAAAAUGGGCGUCACGCAGAGGAUCAUUUGGAGAUGUUGGCAUUGUUUAUUUGAUUGAGGACGCGAGUCUGAAAGCCAGCCGCUGUCAUCAAGUCAAAGUCCAAUUCAGAUGGCGCGUCCGCCACUUCGGUCACUACGCAAGCUAAUUAUUCAUCCAAGAACUCAUUUGACACCACAGACCAUCCAAAAAAAACGUAUUCAACGCGUGUACUGGAACCAACGAUCGGAGUCCAGUUCUGAGGUGUGCAAAAUGGAAUAAAUUGCUGUGGUCUUCGUGUCCCGCUCACCCUUUGUUCUUCAAACGUGUGACAGCGCCGGUGUCAAACUCGAGGCCCGGGGGCCGGGUCCGGCCCGCCACCUGAUUUGUAUGCGGGCCGCACAGACAAAAAUCACGUGCGUCAACUUCCGUCAUCCUUGUUGAAAUCGGUACCAAUAUUUCAAAUGGUCACGUCAUAACGCUGAGAUAUUGCAAGCAUUUUUGUGUUAGCAAACAUGAACAAUAGUUGAAAACCUCGAUUUCUGAUUCCAAAAAAGGUUUGAUGCGUAAUAAUGAGGCAAUUAAAGACGGCCCUCUGAGGGAAACGGCCCGCGACAAAAAU